Messenger RNA from Engraulis encrasicolus (European anchovy), 1938 nucleotides. Its product is annotated as NACHT, LRR and PYD domains-containing protein 1 homolog. Bases 1 to 1938 code for a protein of 645 amino acids. Lineage: Eukaryota; Metazoa; Chordata; Actinopteri; Clupeiformes; Engraulidae. The transcript is spliced from 3 exons. The record is from RefSeq and is a predicted model, not a curated record. Gene Ontology annotation, cellular component: cytoplasm.
AUGGUAUCAGGUUUGAAAGCGUGGAUUUAUUCGCAAUAUGAAGUAGUGCAAGAGUAUAAUGCCUUACCUGGUGAAGAAGUCCUGCUGACUGAUCGCUACACCCAGCUGUUGAUCAUUGAGAAACACAGACAGCAGGAAGAACGAGAGAAGGAGAUCCGGAUCAGUGGACCAGGGUUCUUCGGUGCCAGAAGUAGCGAAAAUAGAAGCAUCACAGUAGACCAGUUCUUUAGGCCCAAAGAUAAUGGCCGUGUUCCUAGAGCAGUGAUUCUCCAGGGCAACUCUGGACAUGGCAAGUCCUUUACAGUUCAGAAGAUCAUACUGGACUGGGCAUCAGGACGACUCUACCAGGAUCAGUUUGCACUCGUUUUACACCUGACCUGCAAAGAACUCAACCUCCUAUACAAAGACGGAGUGCAGAAGAGUGUUGUAGAUCUACUGAGCUUCAGUGAGACGUUUACCCCACUGAUCCUAAAGAAACUGAAGGACUUGCCUCAGAAAGUGCUUCUGCUAAUUGAUGGAUUUGACGAGCUCCAAUUUCCAGUGUGUGAAAUCAGCAAGUCUCCUGUGAAAGACCUUUCCACUCCAGCUCCAGUUGAGGCGAUUCUGGGUGCGCUGCUGAAGGGGAGCAUCCUCUCUGAGUGCUUCCUGCUGGUCACCACCAGACCCACUGCCUCAGAUACACUAAGCAACCUGCUCAAACAUCCUGUACGUUCCAUUGAGAUUCUGGGCUUCUCUGAGGAGGGCGUACACGAGUACAUCAAGAGGUUCUGUAAAGAUGACGAGGUCUGGAAGAAUGUAUCCAACAGAGUAAUGGCAAAUGAAACUCUCUUCACCUCCUGCUUCAUUCCUGUCAUCUGCUGGAUCGUCUGCACUGUAUUUAGGGAUCAUUUGCAAAAGAAUGUAGAAAUGACUAAUAGUCUGAAAACAACCACCUCCAUAUUUGUCAAAUUUGUGUCGAUUCUGCUGAAGCACCACUGCCGUGGUUUGAGGCAGCCUGUAGCAGCUCUGCUGAGGAGCCUGGGCCAGCUGGCAGAGACAGGGAUACAGAAGCAGCAAGUUCUGUUCAGCAAGGGAGUUGUGUUCAACACAGUAUCCGAUCCGGCCAGUGUUCCCUUCCUGUGUAAAUUCCUGCUGAAGGAGACAGUGGAUAUGGUGGAAAUGUUCAGUUUCAUGCAUCUGAGCUUUCAGGAAUUCUUCUCAGCACUCCACUACAUAUCAGGCGAGGAUGAAGAGAAGGCCAAAGAUCUGUUCAUAGGCAUUGAGCAACACGAAAGCAGAAGCCAUCUCCUACCUGUCAUUCAGUUCCUCUUUGGUCUGUCACAUGUGAAGGUGACGCAAGACCUGAAGGAACUUGGGGUGACCCCCAAUCCCUGUGUAGGAGAGCAGCUGAAAGAGUGGGCUAUGAAACUCAUUCACAACAAUAGGGAUAGAAAUGACAUGAUGCUGUUCACUCUCCACUGUCUCUAUGAGCUCCAUGACAAGGAGUUUGUGAAGAGAGCCAUGGAGGUGUGGGGUGAGGUGAAGUUUGAUGCCAUCCCCCUGACGAGGGCAGACUGCUGGGUGCUGCUGUACUGCCUGCAGUGUUGCCCCACCAUCCCAAAGAUUCAUCUUGAAAAUUGCAACAUCACACCAGAUAAGCUGAAAAUGCUGCAGCCUGAACUUAACAGGUGUCAGGAGCUGUGGUUAGAUGUGGAGAGCCUGUCAGAUGCUGAUGUUUAUGACCUGGUGUCAGCUAUGGGAGAAGGGAAGACCCUCAGUCAACUAAGGGUGUGGAACUGCAGCCUGUCAGAUGAGAGUGUGCAGCAGAUCCUCACCGCUGCCUCCAAGCAGAAGAGUGUGGAUAGAGUUGUCCUCAAUGUGAAGAGCAUCACCCUCAGCAUGGCUGUGAAUCUGAUGCGCUUCAUGAGGAACACACAGACUGUAGAGAGGGUGGAGUAA